Messenger RNA from Caenorhabditis angaria, 6052 nucleotides. Lineage: Eukaryota; Metazoa; Nematoda; Chromadorea; Rhabditida; Rhabditidae. The record is from the annotation of a GenBank genome assembly.
AUGACAGAAAAUAAUACGAUCAGCAACAUUCUGAAGAUGGAAUUAGAUACGGAAAAACGAAAAAAUCAAAGUUUGAGGGUUGAGAAUGAGGAGUUGAAAAAGAAAAUUGCAAAGUCUGAACGCGUAAUAAAAACCAUUCAAAACCAAGUGAGUUCUUAUUUUUCUAUCUUUUUGUAUUGACAAGUUAUAGGGCCCGAAAGAAACCAAAGUCUAUAUUAGCAUUUUUUUUUUCAUCUCAUUGAAACGACAUAUGGAAAAACCUUGUGCAAAAAGAGCAAAGUUAGCUCGUGUUUUUUAGAUUUUUAACGUUUUUUGUCCUUAAUAUCCUAAUAAGGCCUAAUUUCUUAUAAAUUAUUGGAAUACUUUCAACCCUAUUCUGGAAACCUAUUUCAUGUAUGUUUUCAGAAGGAAGAAGUGAUAAAUGGUUAUCAAACACGAAACAAAAUGUUGCAAGAUGAUCUCAAAGAACAAUUGAACGAAGUUCUGAAAAUGGAAACGAUUUCAUGUGAAAAAGAUUUAGUGAUUGAUAAUUUGACGAGAGAAGCUGGAAAAUUGAAGAGUCGUGUCCAAGUAAGUUAAAAUUUGGCGGCAUUUCAUUAUUAUGGGAUAAUUAAAUUUUAUAUUAAAAAUUAUAUCAUUCGAUAGACACAGGAAUUUGCAGAUCAGCUUAUUCUCAGAAAUUUUUUUGUACCGGGACAGAAUUUUUUACAUGAAUUUAUAAAGCGAAGGAAUUUCAACGGAUUUGGGCGGAGCCUAAUUUAUAACCUAAUAUGCAUGCAUGCAGUACAGAAAAUAGGGAGGAAACAGAGAAACAUACAAAAAACAGUGUGCAGGCAGUGAAUAAAGGUGGUCCACCUAUUUUCGUUGAAAUUCCUUCGCUCGUUAAGUUUUCCUAAUUUUUUAAGCACAUUGUUCGAGUACUGUCUAUAUUUUGUGCAGGUGAUGACAUCACGGCAUGCACAAAAUAUAGACAGUACUCGAACAAUGUGCUUAAAAAAUUUUGUCCCGGUACAAAAAAUUUUCUGAGUUAUUAGUAUAUUAUUGAUUUAUUUUGAAUUUAGUAUACCUAUUAUAGACUAAUUUUUUAUAACAUUUCGCUGUUUCAAGAAUUUAAAAAAUUAAAAUUUUGUUGAUUUUGGUCAAUUCCUCAGCUAGGUUUAGUGGAAAUUUUCCAGAAUUCAAAUAUUUCUUUUUUUUUCACAUCAACUACAAAAAUAAAUCCUAAAUAGCUUUCCGUUUUUGAAAAAACUAGCAAAUUCACCAAGAAAAUUUCGUAUUUGAGGCAUACCACGCCCAGGGUGAGGCAUUUGCACGGUGCCAAUAAAAAAAUUCGUAAAUUCACCUCGCCAAUUUGAGAUUUUCUUGAAAAACAGCAAAUUUUUGCUUGUUUUUCCGUUAAAAAGUGAUAUUUUUCAGUCGAAAUGGUUGUUUUCACCUCGCCAAAAAAUUUCAAAACUCACACCGCCAAUUUUAAAAGUUAAUUUUCACGAAGCUGGGCGUGGUAUGAUUUGAGGAAAGUGUGAAAUUUUAUUGUUCCCACACCUCGGCCAAAAUCGUGGUUUCCGAAAUAAAACAUUGUACGCUAACUUUUAACAGUACAAAAAAUGUGAAUUUUUCAAUUUUUGUCCUCUAAAAACUGAAAUUCAAAUUUUUCCAAAAAUUGUACUCUGAAAAAAAAAUUGUACAAUUGUACUCUGCCAGCCACGGCUUGGCCGAGGUGUGAUUGUUCCACUUUUUUUUAAACGCAAAACCUAAUUUUCUGUCGAUAUUUGCUGCUAGGAUAAAGCGAAAGUUAAUUUUUAUCCCAGCCCAUCUUCAAUUUUUCAAAAAAAAAUUCAAUAUUUUUUAUAGAAAUAUUUGAAUUCUUACCAAAAAAUCCAGUUUAUUUUUUUCAAAUAGAUAAACCACAUUUUAACAUUUUCAUUGUUUUCAUUUUAUAGUUGAUCGAAGAAGAAAUACGUGAACUGGAAUUCGAGCGAGCUGAAACAAAAUCGAAUGCUGACAAGAUUUUAGAAUUGCAGCAUUUGGUACAACUCAACAAAAAUGAGAAUCUUUCUUUAAAAAAGGAAGUGAAAAACCUUCAAAGUUUGCUGAAAUAUUCAGAAGAAAAUAGAGCGAAACUGGAAGAAAAGCUAAAAUCAGCACAAAUACAAUUGGAAAAGUUGGAAAAGAGUUUGGUAAGUUAACUUGAAAUUUGAAUAGUUUCAAAGCAUCGUAUGUUAUACAUAGUAUUUGUCGCAAAGUUAAAGGCUCCUCAAAAGUAGUAAAACAUCCAAGGGAUUGUUUCUGGAAACGGCCAGAAAAAUAUUCCAUAAACUAGGUACCACGUAAAUUAUUUAGGGCUGUAAAUAGUUCACACGAACACACCACACACGCGGCGAGGCAGCAGCGAACACACUUUCACACCAAACACACGAAUACACUAGACACCCGAAGACACUAUGCACCCGAAUACACUGCACACGAACACACUGUUUUUUCUUUUUUAAUUAAGGUUGAUUCUAGCGACUGAAAAAUCUUUUUAAAAUUUGUACAUUGAAAAAACGCCACUCAUUUUUUAGUGAAUUGAAAGUUUUGAAACAAAUCUUUUAUUGCCAAUAUUUUUCUUCAAAAUUGAAUUAUUUUAUAAGAUUUUUACUUUUUUGCAGAUUGAAAAACACAAAUUGUUUCGGGAGGCGAAUGGAAAUCCUACAAAAUCUAUACCAAAAUUGGAUCAACAAAAUAGAAAUGUUUUUGGAAGUGAUGAAAAUGUGGCGGCAGAUGAAAAAGGAGAAGAAAAUGCAGAAAAGAAAACCAAUAAUGGAAUUUCGGAAGAGUUGAAAAAUGAAUUGGCGAAUAAUUCGAAGGAAUUGAAAGGUAUGUUUUUUCUGGUACUCGAAAAUAACUUUAAAAAUUUAGUUAUUUUCGAGCUCUGGAGCUCGGAAAAGCAUAAUUUUGUUGAAAAAUUGAUUUUUCUGAAUCCUGGAGCUUGAAAAAUACAAAUGUUUUCCAAAUUUAGUUAUUUUCGAGCUCUGGAGCUCGGAAAAGCAUAAUUUUGUUGAAAAAUUGAUUUUUCUGAAUCCUGGAGCUUGAAAAAUACAAAUGUUUUCCAAAUUUAGUUAUUUUCGAGCCCUGGAGCUCGGAAAAGCAUAAUUUUGUUGAAAAAUUGAUUUUUCUGAAUCCUGGAGCUUGAAAAAUACAAAUGUUUUCCAAAUUUAGUUAUUCGGGAGGCGAAUGGAAAUCCUACAAAAUCUAUACCAAAAUUGGAUCAACAAAAUAGAAAUGUUUUUGGAAGUGAUGAAAAUGUGGCGGCAGAUGAAAAAGGAGAAGAAAAUGCAGAAAAGAAAACCAAUAAUGGAAUUUCGGAAGAGUUGAAAAAUGAAUUGGCGAAUAAUUCGAAGGUAUUGAAAGGUAUGUUUUUUCUGGUACUCGAAAAUAACUUUAAAAAUUUAGUUAUUUUCGAGCUCUGGAGCUCGGAAAAGCAUAAUUUUGUUGAAAAAUUGAUUUUUCUGAAUCCUGGAGCUUGAAAAAUACAAAUGUUUUCCAAAUUUAGUUAUUUUCGAGCUCUGGAGCUCGGAAAAGCAUAAUUUUGUUGAAAAAUUGAUUUUUCUGAAUCCUGGAGCUUGAAAAAUACAAAUGUUUUCCAAAUUUAGUUAUCCGGGAGGCGAAUGGAAAUCCUACAAAAUCUAUACCAAAAUUGGAUCAACAAAAUAGAAAUGUUUUUGGAAGUGAUGAAAAUGUGGCGGCAGAUGAAAAAGGAGAAGAAAAUGCAGAAAAGAAAACGAAUAAUGGAAUUUCGGAAGAGUUGAAAAAUGAAUUGGCGAAUAAUUCGAAGGUAUUGAAAGGUAUGUUUUUUCUGGUACUCGAAAAUAACUUUAAAAAUUUAGUUAUUUUCGAGCCCUGGAGCUCGGAAAAGCAUAAUUUUGUUGAAAAAUUGAUUUUUCUGAAUCCUGGAGCUUGAAAAAUACAAAUGUUUUCCAAAUUUAGUUAUUUUCGAGCUCUGGAGCUCGGAAAAGCAUAAUUUUGUUGAAAAAUUGAUUUUUCUGAAUCCUGGAGCUUGAAAAAUACAAAUGUUUUCCAAAUUUAGUUAUUUUCGAGCCCUGGAGCUCGGAAAAGCAUAAUUUUGUUGAAAAAUUGAUUUUUCUGAAUCCUGGAGCUUGAAAAAUACAAAUGUUUUCCAAAUUUAGUUAUUUUCGAGCUCUGGAGCUCGGAAAAGCAUAAUUUUGUUGAAAAAUUGAUUUUUCUGAAUCCUGGAGCUUGAAAAAUACAAAUGUUUUCCAAAUUUAGUUAUUUUCGAGCUCUGGAGCUCGGAAAAGCAUAAUUUUGUUGAAAAAUUGAUUUUUCUGAAUCCUGGAGCUUGAAAAAUACAAAUGUUUUCCAAAUUUAGUUAUUUUCGAGCCCUGGAGCUCGGAAAAGCAUAAUUUUGUUGAAAAAUUGAUUUUUCUGAAUCCUGGAGCUUGAAAAAUACAAAUGUUUUCCAAAUUUAGUUAUUUUCGAGCUCUGGAGCUCGGAAAAGCAUAAUUUUGUUGAAAAAUUGAUUUUUCUGAAUCCUGGAGCUUGAAAAAUACAAAUGUUUUCCAAAUUUAGUUAUUUUCGAGCUCUGGAGCUCGGAAAAGCAUAAUUUUGUUGAAAAAUUGAUUUUUCUGAAUCCUGGAGCUUGAAAAAUACAAAUGUUUUCCAAAUUUAAUUAUUUUCGAGCCCUGGAGCUCGGAAAAGCAUAAUUUUGUUGAAAAAUUGAUUUUUCUGAAUCCUGGAGCUUGAAAAAUACAAAUGUUUUCCAAAUUUAAUUAUUUUCGAGCUCUGGAGCUCGGAAAAUCAUAAUUUUGUUGAACAACGUUAAUUAUCCGCACAAGCUCAGAUUCUUAUCAAAACGUCCCAAACUUGUUACCGUGAUUAUAAUUAUUUAGUUUCACCUAUUUUAAAGUAAAUAAUCAAAGUCUCAUAGUGAUUUUUCAUGUUUGAGUCAAGGUAGAGGGGUUGUUCGUGACAGUAUGAAACGCAAAAACAAGAUUUUUUACACGCUUCUUUUUUCCAAGUGAUUUUCAUACUUCGCGGGGUAAAUUUGAAACAAUUUCAGAAUUUUAGAAUCAUAGCAGAAUUUUUUAAAUGUUUUUUGGGUAUUAAAUAAUAAAUUCAUCGAGAUUUUACUCUCUGAAAAAAAGCCGUCAGCCUCGUCAUUUCUCUCCGCAUUCAUCGUAUUUUUUAGCCCAAAAAAUGGAAAUGAUCGUAAACCUCAGAAAAUAUGCCAAAACCGGAGAAUCCCCAGAGAAAGUGAGUUCGAAAUGAGUUAUUUCAUAUUCGUGAUGUUUGUGAAUAUACAAUUUUGCAGCUCGAUUUAUUGCUGGCAAUUUCACCAACACUCAAUUAUAAACAUCGACCAUGUCUAUCCCAAAAUGCUUUUGGGAAAACAUUUGGAAAAGAAGCAGCAGUGAGUUAAACCCAAUCAAACUGGAUUCGAAGCACCAUAAUAUUUUUUAGUUGAUUUCUUAUGAUCUGUUCUGGAUAUUCGAGAACGAAUUCUUAAGAACUAAUUUAAUGAUCCUUGUGAAGAUCAAAUAUGCACAUAUCACCAAUAAAUUGAUGGAAAGUGUUAGAAUAUCAUUCAACAAAUCUCCGCAAUCCACAGUGUCAUGUUUUGAAGAGAUGACGGAAGAAUGGCCAGUCCGAGAAGUGGACGAAAAGAAAAACAUAAAGAAGAAUACCUUCUACACACAGGUGAGUAUACACAAAAACACGAGAAUGUAUUAUUUUUCGAAUUUAUUUUUUUACAGAAGUUUCAAGAAAUCGAACAACACGAGGUUGUUAAGUUUUUGAAGAAUAUUAAAGUUGAUGAGCAUUCCAUCGCUCGCUAUAUUCUGAACUUAAGAGAACCUUCUGAUGCAGAAAUUGAAUUUUUCCGGUGAGUUUCCGUCUAGAUCUCAAGGUCUCAUUUGGAAAAACAAACAUUUCACGAUUUAUUCAUAUUUUAAUUCGUUUAAGAGAGCUCGCCGCUAAAAACACGCACUGCCAUCGUUGGAAUGAGGAAAAAGUGGCGGAAAAAGUGAAGGAAUACGUCAAAAGAAGAAUGAAUUGA